CAGAAAGGCACUGUUCAUAUCCUAUUGUUAUCUGCAGGUGAAACACCCAUUCUCUAUCACUUAAGCAGCGGCAAAUUACAAGUACAGUGAAAUGUCCCGGAAGCUAGCUGUGCUGUUGGCGGUGCUGGUGAUCACUGCCGCGGCGGCCGACCUCCAGUCUCCCUCCCGGCUGGACCGCCGGUCCUCCCCGUCUCAGGACGAGGCCGGCGGGCAGAAACGAGCCAACCUAGUGGCGCUGCUGGACGACUACGACGAUGACGUCGGUGAACGUCUCACGGCAGAGGAGGCCGAGGCCUUGAUGAAGUACCUAAAGGAAGCGGUAGGCGGCCUUCGCCGACCGCUGCACAGUGGUCGUUUUUACCAGCCAGGACCUCCUCGUGUGGGCGGGGCGGAACGGGGACCAAGCGUGGACGGGGUGGAGCGGGAGAAGAAGGCACCAGAAGACCCGUCCCGGCUGGCUCAAGCAUUUCGCGCCAUCAAGCCACAGAAGGCCGGGUUUUUCAUUCGCUUCGGAAAGAGGGGUGGGGACGAGGGGGAAGAACGCUAAUCUUACAGCUACAAUCUUUGUUCAUUGGCGGCAAGACGGGGAGAAACAAUAGGUACAAAGAUUGUUCACAACUCGGUCUCUGCUGAGAUGGACAAUAAAUAUUGACGAAUAGCAAAAUUAGAUAAUCAGAAAUCGGAAAGCGAUUACCUCGACAGAAAUAAUGUAGUUCGAGUCGAGAGGAUUGAGAUUUCCUCGCCCAUAUGGCUUUUCAGCCUAAAAUGAAG
This is a messenger RNA of Branchiostoma belcheri (Belcher's lancelet), 771 nucleotides long. RefSeq lists its product as uncharacterized. The record is from RefSeq and is a predicted model, not a curated record. NCBI's taxonomy places the organism in Eukaryota, Metazoa, Chordata, Leptocardii, Amphioxiformes, Branchiostomatidae. Bases 92 to 547 code for a protein of 151 amino acids. The transcript has 2 exons.